GUGGAUUCGACUCGUGUGUUACUGUAGGCAGGUGUAACGCAUUUGAAACCUUACUCAUUCAGUUGUGGUUGAGGGUUUCUAGACUCCCUCACCUCUUCGUUGUCAAGCUCCUCUGUUUUCCAGUUAUCUUUGAUUAUUGGAUGUAACACCAUACAGCAUUGUCGUCAAUUCAGAACAUGGUUUCUGAACGAGAUUCGCGCUACUGUCGUCUUUGGAAAUGCCAAGUAUCAGUUGGUGAAUUGUAUCGGUGGAUUUUAGCGAAGCUUUCUGACAAGGAUAUUAAACGAGCUUUACACAAAUACCGAGAUUUGAUGCCUAGACAAUCAGAUUGGAACAGAAAGCUUACUCAAGCAACUAGCAUGCCGGAGCUGGGAUUUCGAUAUCUUUAUCGAUGCGGUCAGAUAGAUGAGAGUAAUCACCGAACUAUGCAGAAAAUGUUGAAGUACAUUGAUCGACAAGACGUACUACCGUAUUUUGAUACGAUUUUGUACAACACCAAUCAUGCCAAUUGUUCUUUAGAAGAGCUGCAAAAAGUCUUUUUGGAUAGAGUCAAUGUCUUUUUAGAACAUUCUUCUGUACUUCAUGAAGAAGAAGUUCAUCCUGAACCUGAAUAUGAGAUAAUACGACGUCAACCAGUCGAAGGUUCACGAGUCACCAGAUUAAGUCUGAAAAGGAAGUCUUCUGCUGCUGAUAUUCCCGUUUCUGUCUCAUCAGUGAAACGUGGACGUCGGUCUGUCACCUCAUCAUCAUCUUCAUCAAAAACUGAACAGUCAAGUGAUUUUGAAAAUCCAUUUCUUCGAUAUUGUGGUAGGGUGAGAUCAGCAAUUAUAGCGAAUUCACUGAACGGUCCAGUUGUUCAUACUAUGCUUUCUGCAUCACUUAUUAGUACACUGGUAUCUUUACACACCACUUUAUCUCAAGCAUUCGAUAGCUCCAAUCUAUCUACAUCAAUGCCAAAUGUGUCGAAUAGCAGUACUACUGGAACUACUGUUAAUAAUUUAAAUUCAUCCUCUCCAAACAGUCCUUUGAUCUUUCAUCUAUUAGCUAUUAUACCUCAUUUAAUUGCUGCUUCACGUGCAAAUCAGUUAUCGAAUCCAAGUAUUCUAUCUAAUCCUGCACCACCUCAAGUGCCUGGUUAUUCAAGUAAUAAUAAUAAUAAUAACAAUCCAGUAAUUUUCGGUCCAAGAUUGGUUGGUGUUCGUUACAGACCGAGAGUCAAUGCUGAAAGACGACCGCCUCAACAGGUUCAAGAGCAUGCAGAUCCUGUUCUUCCACCUCUUGUUGAUAAUAAUUUAAACCGUGAACCUAAUAUGCAAGAUCCUGCUCAUCCUCUCCCUGGUAUUCGUGUUCCUUUUAUCAAUCCUCCUAAUCUGGAUGGAGAUCGUCCAAAUGGACUUUUAUUUGCCCCACAACUUAAUGUACGACUUCCAGACAAUGGGUCACCUGCUGUAGUCUCUCAACAAUCGACAAAUAUUCCUGUCUUAUUAAAACAUGUUGUUUUAUCGGCCGGUGGGAUUGGCAUUACUACUUCACCUCAUGAUUCAUUAAUCCACUACUAUUGUAAUCUUAAGUUGCACAUCAACAUUGAUUUUGGUCCUUCAACAGAAAGUUUGAGAAGGAUUCAGACAGUUCGUCAAGAUACCUUUGAACGUCAAAUUGAUUUUUUUGUUCAAGCAUCUAAUAUGUUGAAGGCUCGUUCAUCGAAUGAAUUUGUUUGUAAUCUACAGUUUACACGACUUAAUCAACUUGAAGAUUUCUGGGCUGAUUAUCAGUCAGGAGCCUUAAGAUCUUAUCUCAUGUUAACACUUAAAAGUCAACCAAAUAAAUGCUUUUUUGGUGAACCACCACAACUUGUACCUAAUCAAUCAGUUUCCUCGUCAUCAGUAAGUGAACAACAUAACAUUGUUGAUAUAGUUGAAGAAAAUCAUUCCGCAAAUGUUGUUGUAAAUGCUUCUCAAAACUUAGUUGGAAAUAACUCUAAUGUUAUGGCUAAUGGUGUUGGAUUAGUGAAUGCAUCCUUCAUAGAUCCACCAGAGUAUAGUCAUCAAAAUCCUGUUCAUUCAGCUACUUCAUCAUCUUUGAAUAUGGCAAAAGAUGAAGAUUCACUUAAUAUGUUAGCAUCUUCUAUUGAAACACUACAUCGUACAUUUCAACGUAUGACACGUCGGGAACUGGUAACCACAUUGUCAUUAUCUUCAGAUCAAUUGGAUGAAUUUACCAAAUUUGAAUUAAAUUUAUUUGUUUCACGUAGAGAAUAUGAAAAUGGACGAUGUUUACUAAUGCGUAAUUUACGCGCUAUACCAAGUCUAUGCCAAUUAGCUUCAGUUUCAUCACUUAUUCCUUCAGUGGAUAGUAUCUCUACAAGAUUAUAAGAAAAAUUCAAAAAUAAUGCUGAAGAAAGUAUCAUAAUUUUGUCUUUUUUUGUCAUUGACUUAGAGUUGUCUAAUAUUUUUGCUUGGUGAUAAAUUACUGAUAAAAAUUUGUCAAUUUUUCUUCCUUUGCUUAAGUGAUACUUAUGUUGUACAUUCAACCGUUUUUGUUUUACUUUGUGUUUUCUUUUGUAACGAAAUAUGCUUGAUUGGGAUCAUUUAUGUUUAGUAACUUUCUGCUUAGGCUGAACAGUUAUAAAUCUAUGCACGUGAUCAGAAAAUUCCCAGUACAAGGCAUAAAUAAAUGAUCGUUCAGAAAGUUAAUAUUGUAGGCGGAUAAAAUCGUGUUUGAAAAAAAGAGCGAUAAUAGCCAGUUUAGCGGUCAUUGCAGUCGAUUUAAAUACACAAUGGUCUGGUUAGACAUAUGUUAAUCAGUUUCAUCGUCACUAAGUUAAAUCUGUUUAUCUGAGAUAUUAGUAUUAUAAUGAAAAAUGAAUAAAAGACGAUUCAGCUAAGAAAAUUUUAUUUCUUAACGAAUCAUCGUAAUCAUAAUUACAACAAAAUAUAUUUACCCAUCAAUGGUUAAUGGGUCAAUACAAUGUCAUCAUAAAAUUAUAUGAAGCCUAAUGAUUUCAAAUAAGAAGCUCGUACAGUUCCAAAGAAGAUACUGUUUAUGAAUAUUGAAUUCAGAGGAGAGACAUUAGCAGAGAUACUGAAGAAUUGACUGUGCAAAGCACUGAGGAGUACCUUAUUUUCUGCUCAGCUUCUGAUUCUAGGGUGUGUAAAGAAUAAAUUACCCCUCUGGGUCACCUCAAUGUACGUUUAUCAAUUCAACUGUUCUUGUUGAGCUGGUUAAAUAGGCCAAACAAAGCGUGUUCUAUCCGAACGCAUCUCCGAACUCUACUUUGUAUGGCUGUCUAAAGUACAGUGUAAAGCUGUUAACAACUCGAUUCUUGGUUAUCCCUGCUCACUGUGCUUCAUGAGAAUCUUUCAAAGUCAUUUAUAAAGAGAAGGCAAACAUUUUAAGCGACUGCGUAUCCACCACCUCAACACAGCAGAAGCUCUGGCAAUCCAGUAUUCUAAGCCUACUCUUUGUGUUCAAAAAAGAUACAUUCAAUCUCUAAUUUUGCCUUGGUUGUAUUCUUCCUAAGACAUUCAUUUAUAUGUUUAUUUACCAUGAUCCUAUAAGCAAUUUUUGAUGACCUUGAUUUGAUUUUACCGUUAUCACCUCUUGACUUUAUUUGUCGUUUUUCACCCAUUGGCUAUUGACAUAUAUACAUUUUCUUAUAACUAUGAUUACCAUGUACAGUUUUUGAAAGUGAUUUGUUGAAAGGAAAAUUUUCUUCGCUGAAUUGUAUUUUAGUAAUAAUAGUAUAUAUCACUAGCCUUAUCCCUUCUAAACUUCCUCAUAUACAUAUAGGUUGAUUCUAU
This is a messenger RNA of Heterobilharzia americana, 3800 nucleotides long. Lineage: Eukaryota; Metazoa; Platyhelminthes; Trematoda; Strigeidida; Schistosomatidae. The record is from the annotation of a GenBank genome assembly.